Molecule: messenger RNA, 4151 nt
Organism: Oncorhynchus keta (chum salmon)
Lineage: Eukaryota; Metazoa; Chordata; Actinopteri; Salmoniformes; Salmonidae
Product: homeobox protein Meis2
Exons: 12
Coding region: 1222-2505 (427 amino acids)
Biological process (GO): brain development; embryonic pattern specification; positive regulation of transcription by RNA polymerase II
Molecular function (GO): DNA-binding transcription activator activity, RNA polymerase II-specific; RNA polymerase II cis-regulatory region sequence-specific DNA binding
Source: RefSeq, a predicted model, not a curated record
GUUAUAUUAGGCACACCGACUAUACCCACAACACAACAUAACAAGUAAGCGUCAUGCUCAUAAUUUAAACACAAAACGCAUCCGAUAUAUUUACAGUGACGUUAGGCCUAUAUAUGAUUUGAUUAGAGAUAAGGUUUGAUGGCUUGAUGGGUUCUUAGUUUAAAAUAUUUUGGUGAGAAAACUAAGCAUGAGUGAUGAUAACUUGUUUUAUGUAUAACCGGUGCGAGGUGCCACGCGUAUUUCUUCCAGCCUAUUUGCAAUAGUGAAAACUAGAACAAGUUAACGUUUGUCGUCCGCCUUAACUCCGGCUUUUCGUACUAUUAUUACACAGUGUUAUAGGUCCGCGUUGGCAUGUAUAGUAAAACGCUAUUUCGGGUCUGAAUACAUUGCAGAUUAACACAAAUAUUACGCUUUUUGUACUUUUCUUUUUGCCUUUCUCUUAUCGGCGAAUGGAAUUGGCUGGGAGUGUAGAAGCUGUGUUGUUUGGCUCCCCCCGAGUUGAAGCCGUCCUUGUGCAUACUCUGCAUGUCACAGGAUUUGGUCUCUCCUCUCUUUCUGUAGCUGUUGUAGGACUGGCUAUGUCCACCACUACUUCCGGGUUCCGUCAUUUCAGUCUCCCGCCGAUCAGCGCAGCAAACUGACUCUGUUCUAUAAGCAAGCUAGCAGCCAACCUGCCAACACUCGCUGACACUCACUCAUCUCGGACCGCGAGAUAUACUAAAUACCUACGGGGGAAAGGAAAGAUCUGAAUUGCAAUCUCUUAAUUUCUUUUUCUUUUUACAGUAAUAAUAAAACAAAUAGCGAUCCGGAGGCACAAAGUGGACGCGGACUUGCUGGAUGAAAACGGGCUAAAAAGAUUCACCCUCUCUUGAACAUCAUCACCAAACAUCAUUCAUUCAUUACCUUGACAACCCCUGGCUUUGAUUGACAGUUGGAGUGGCAAAAAGCCAUGAGACACGACAGUUUAGUUACAUGCAGGUUGUUGAUGGGCCGAUUGUAAACCUUCAGGUGCUGCUUUAAUUAUUUUUUUGGGGGGGGAGAGGAAAACAAGAAAAAUUGCACAACUCCUGAUGCUUCUGCUUGUACUCUACCACAUUGGAGAAUAGGAGAAUUUGCAAAGAAAAGUUGGUUGAAAAAGGAAUCGUACCAGUAAAUCACUUUCUAACCGGACUGGGAUAUUAAAUAUACGACACAUCCAGGAGUUUAUUGGAGAGCAGCCUGAUGGCGCAAAGGUACGAUGAGCUGGCCCAUUAUGGUGGGAUGGACGGAGUCGGGCUCCCGGCGUCUAUGUACGGAGACCCGCAUGCUCCACGGCCGCUACCCCAAGUCCAUCACUUGAACCAUGGACCACCGAUCCAUGCCAGCCAGCACUACGGUGCUCAUGCACCCCAUCCCAGCGUUAUGCCUAACAGCAUGGGCUCCGCUGUCAACGAUGUUUUAAAGAGGGAUAAAGAUCAAAUUUAUGGUCACCCAUUAUUCCCGCUGCUCGCGCUGGUUUUUGAGAAGUGCGAGCUGGCGACGUGCACUCCGAGGGAGCCUGGGGUAGCAGGCGGCGAUGUCUGCUCCUCUGACUCCUUCAACGAGGACAUCGCAGUCUUUGCCAAACAGGUCCGAGCAGAAAAACCUUUAUUUUCAUCAAAUCCAGAGUUGGACAAUUUGAUGAUACAAGCCAUACAAGUAUUACGAUUUCACCUUUUAGAAUUAGAAAAGGUGCACGAGCUCUGCGACAAUUUUUGCCACCGGUACAUCAGUUGUUUGAAAGGAAAAAUGCCAAUAGAUCUAGUUAUUGACGAGCGGGAUGGCAGCUCGAAGUCAGACCACGAAGAGCUCUCAGGAUCUUCGACCAACCUAGCCGAUCACAACCCAGCUUCCUGGAGAGACCACGAUGACGCCACCUCCACACACUCGGCCGGCACACCAGGGCCCUCCAGCGGGGGCCACGCUUCACAGAGCGGUGACAACAGCAGCGAGCAAGAUGGUUUAGAGAACAGCGUGGCGUCCCCUGGCACAGGUGAUGACGACGACCCGGACAAGGAGAAGAAGAGACAGAAGAAGCGUGGUAUCUUCCCCAAGGUGGCCACCAACAUCAUGAGGGCGUGGCUGUUCCAGCAUCUCACGCACCCGUACCCUUCUGAAGAACAGAAAAAGCAGCUAGCCCAAGACACAGGCCUCACCAUCUUACAAGUAAACAACUGGUUCAUUAAUGCCAGGAGAAGAAUAGUACAGCCCAUGAUUGACCAGUCAAAUCGAGCAGGUUUUCUUCUUGAUCCUUCAGUGAGUCAAGGAGCAGCGUACAGUCCGGAGGGCCAGCCAAUGGGCAGCUUCGUGCUGGACGGCCAGCAGCACAUGGGGAUCCGACCAGCUGGGCUUCAAGGCAUGCCAGGGGAGUACGUACCUCAGAGUGGUCCUAUGGGCAUGAGCAUGGCCCCGCAAAGUUACACCCCUCCUCAUCAGAUGACCCCUCACCCCACCCAGCUUCGACACGGACCCGCCCUCCACCCCUAACUGCCCGGCCCCCAAUCACCUUCAUCACACCCACCAUCCCCAUCACUCAGCCAUGCUGAUGCACGGAGGACCCCCCUCUCAACCAGGAAUCACCAUGUCUGCACAUAGCCCCCGCCACCCCCCGCUGAGCCCCAUUGACCCCAGCGCUGGAGGACAAGGCCUGGACAUCCACGCCCAAUUGUAUAAGGGAACUUUACUACCACAAUGACGUCAACAUCAUCAACAACAACAGCAGCAGCUACUAAGAGAAAAAAACAUCAACAACAACAACUCUACAACAAAGCUAUUUUCAGAAAACAUUUCAGAAUAAAAGCGCAACGCCCUUUGACCGGAAUUAGACAUUAAAAACAGAAUUCCAGAUGAGCUGUGAUGAUUUUUUCCUUUUUUUUUUUUCCUUGUCAAUUUUGUUACUUUCAUCCAAAUGGAGGACCAAGCUGACAUGAAAACUUUGUCUUGGGCUUUUGUUAAAGAUCAACAGAAGAUGUUCUGACAACGGACACGUGCAAACACGGACACGCACACUACUCAAGACACACACAUACAAACACAGUACCCACUCUCUCCAGUGACACGUUCAACUCAUUUUCAAAUGAAAUCACUCUGGAAAAUUGAGAGAAAAAAAGAGAAGAAAAGAUUCCCAAGAGUUAUAACUACUGUAGUAUAACAAUUAUAGAAACAAAGUUAAAACGUGUGCAUUUUUCGUUGAUCACUCAAUUUAUGUUUCCUGAGCUAGUUAUAGAAUUAAAGGUUAAGCCUUUCUCUCACACUGUGUGUGCUCCUUCCUGGAGGAGAAACUGUCUCGGUGGUGCAGCAGCACUAUAAAACAGAAAAGAUGGAACAUCUCAACAACGGACUCCCAUUCGCUCCCAACCAGAGCGACAGGCAGAACAGGCGCUGUCCCCCAUAGAGAACAGGGCAUGAUGGGAAAAGGCUGCUAAAUGACACCUGAUCUCUCCAGAAGAUUCAGUUUAAAAAUGUUUCAUGCCCCUCGUUUUUUUGGUUCAUGAAUGAAUGUUGCCCUGUAGGUAUAUAAACAAAAGUUAUUAGUUUGAAUUGCCCAAGCACUGGAUUGUGUUGGUUUUAUACAAUUUUAUUUUAUUUUAUUUUUUUGUAUCCUGGACUCUCAUUGACAGAGCCUAUUGAAGGAAGCUAGUGGAAAAGCAGCAUCCUACUUUGCUUCUUUGCCUCUGGAUAAACAUACUUGCCAUAUGGACAAUACUGACACAAUGGUGGAUUCUUUGGCACUGGGAGAAACAAUUGAUGGUUGAUGCACCAAAAAACAUAAAAAAGACAAAAAGACAAAAAAAUUACUUAAAUUAUGAACUCAAAGCUUUGGGAAAAAGCUAAGAGAAUAUUGCAACAAACUUCGUACAGAGUUCAGUCUAUUAAUUGUUUCAUGUUAGAUAUUCUAUGUGUUUACCUCAAUUGAAAAAGAAUGUUUUUGCUAGUUUCAGAUCUGCUGUGGCAUUGAUAUUGUAUGUCUAUGAAUUCCUUCCUUUUUCAGCACGUGUUCCUCACUAGAUGAUACAAUGCCAUCUCCCUUAAGCUUUGUCAAAAAUACAUUAUUAAAUACUUGUAUGAGGACUGUGACGUAAUGUUUAAAAGGUGUUCAGUCACAAAUGCUGUAAUAAAUAUUUCAUUUUUGA